AUGGCCAGCACAGUUGGCGGGAGGUUGGUAACUCUUAUGUACGCCCCUACGUCAAGCGUGUGUGCCUUGCAGCGCUUUUUAAGACGAUCAGCAGUCAGAAUACCGACCAACUGUGCUCAGAGUCAUAUGCAUUUGCAACCAGCUGAUCAUUCACUGACAAAAUUAAGGUUAGGUACACCUACAAUACCGGCCCAGAAAUUGGGUGAUGAUGAAUGGGUUAGUGACGCAAACCUCGGGGAUGAAUCAAGUGAAACCGAUUAUGCUGAAGACACUGAUGAUGAUGGCAACAACAAUGAUGAUGACGGAGAUGAUGAUGGUGAUACAGGCACCGAUGAACAGCACAAAUGUAUUGAAUGUGGAAAAUGGUUCCGGCACAGAUCUUGGUUGAAGCGUCACGUUUACCAUGUACAUUUAACAUUGAAGCAUCAAUGCAGUUAUUGCCCUGCGGCUUAUAAUAAAAAAAGCACAUUAGUUCAGCACACACAAAUACACACAGGGAAAAAAGAUUCAAAUGUCCCGAUUGUGAUGCGCACUACAUUGAAAAAAUCAAUCUUAAAAAUCAUUGGAACAUUAAACACAACAAGAACAAACAAACAAACAUUCAUUUGUCCUGAAUGCGAAACAACACUGUCCUGUAUCAGAAAUUUAACAUACCACAUGAACGUACAUAAUAAUGUAAAGCCAUUUCAAUGCGACCCUUGCGAUGAAAGUUUCUUCUAG
This is a messenger RNA of Rhopalosiphum maidis (corn leaf aphid), 720 nucleotides long. Its product is annotated as zinc finger protein 525-like. The coding region runs from base 1 to 720 and encodes 239 amino acids. Gene Ontology annotation, biological process: regulation of transcription by RNA polymerase II. The record is from RefSeq and is a predicted model, not a curated record. Lineage: Eukaryota; Metazoa; Arthropoda; Insecta; Hemiptera; Aphididae. Gene Ontology annotation, cellular component: nucleus. The transcript has 2 exons. Gene Ontology annotation, molecular function: DNA-binding transcription factor activity, RNA polymerase II-specific; RNA polymerase II transcription regulatory region sequence-specific DNA binding.